AUCAUCUUCUAAAUCCCAACCCCAUUUUUGAUUUCUCAUUUCUACGUUAUUGUUUGGAAAUUUUGUUUUACGAAAUCGUCUCAUAUCGAUUUCUCAUUACCAUUGUAAUUGUUGUUCAGAUAUUGAUCGGCCUGUAGUAAUUUGGCUCGUGUAUAGAGCCCUCAGGCCUAGAGGAUGACACAAGAAUCGUCAUCUGAGCAAGAACUUGAAGAUUCUGAUGUUGAUUUCGUCGAAGUCGAUCCCACUGGUCGUUAUGGUCGGUACAAAGAGAUUCUAGGAAAAGGUGCUUGUAAAAAAGUAUACAGAGCGUUUGAUGAAUUGGAAGGUAUAGAGGUAGCUUGGAAUCAGGUGAAGGUGGCAGAUUUGUUGCGUAACUCCGUGGAUUUGGAGCGUUUGUAUUCUGAAGUUCACUUGCUCAAGACAUUAAAGCAUAAGAACAUCAUCAAGUUUUACAAUUCAUGGGUUGAUACGAAAAAUGAGAACAUCAACUUCAUCACAGAGAUUUUCACUUCUGGGACUUUGCGGCAGUACCGCAAGAAACAUAAGCACGUUGAUAUAAGAGCCUUGAAGAAAUGGUCCAGACAAAUUUUAGAAGGACUUCUGUAUCUACACAGUCAUGACCCACCAGUUAUCCAUAGAGAUUUGAAGUGUGACAACAUUUUUGUUAAUGGAAACCAAGGUGAAGUGAAGAUAGGGGACUUGGGUUUGGCUGCUAUUCUUCAGCAGGCUCGAGCAGCUCAUAGCGUCAUUGGUACACCUGAGUUCAUGGCACCUGAGUUGUAUGAGGAGGAAUACAAUGAGCUUGUCGACAUCUAUGCGUUUGGCAUGUGCUUGUUGGAGCUAGUCACCUUUGAGUAUCCAUAUGUAGAAUGUUCAAAUGCUGCUCAAAUAUAUAAGAAAGUGACAUCGGGUAUAAAACCAGCAUCAUUAGCAAAGGUACAAGAUCAGAGUGUGAAAGCAUUUAUUCAAAAGUGCAUAGCAAGUGUCGCUGAUCGAUUAUCUGCUAGAGAACUCUUAAUUGAUCCGUUUCUCCGAUCAGAUGAAGAAAGUGAAUCUGUAGCUCAUGGUAUACAAUCAAAAUCUGGGAGUGGAAGCAUUGAUCAAACCAAUUUUUUAAGAAUUGGAGGAGAUUGUUCAAGUGAUCACACUAGAGACUUCAUUGUACAAGGCCAGAGGAAAGAUGUAAAUACAAUAUUCUUGAAGUUACGAAUUGCAGACUCUACAGGUCAUUUUCGCAAUAUCCAUUUCCCUUUUGAUAUUGAAGUGGAUACGGCACUUGCUGUUGCAAGUGAAAUGGUUGAGGAGUUGGACUUAACUGAUCAAGAUGUAUCGAUGAUUGCUGAAAUGAUUGAUACAGAAAUUCGAUCUCAUAUUCCAAACUGGGCAUCUGAGCCAAAUGAUGAGGGUGGAAACACUAUAGAUGCAGAGGCAUUUGAUAAUGAGACCAAAGAUGAUGAAAAUAAGGAUGAAGGCUCUCCCUUUUCUAAUGAAUCAACUUGCUCAUCAAGUGCCCUUGCGUUGGAAAUAUUGCCUUCGGGGAGGAAAUAUUGGUCAGACUCUCCUAAGGGAGUCGGACUAAGCUCUCCAAAAAGGUCUGGACCAUCUCGUUUAGCAGAUCAUGAAGAUUCUCACUCGAUUCAUGAACACGACCAUCAUGAUAGUGGUGUUGAUUCACAUGAAAUAUUGGUUGUUGGGACAACUGCAAAUGAUGAUAACGAACGUAAAGAUUCAGAUUCUACUGGGAUUGAAACUACAGUUGAAUUAGAUGUUAAGGUAGUGGCCUCCGCCAUGGCAAUCUCCGCCUCCGCCACAGCUUCCUCUUCCUCAAGGCUAGCUGCCGUCUACUCACCAGCCGCCGCUUCCCCCUCCUCUCCGGCCGCUACUUUCAACUUCGCCUCGAAACCUACCAAAUUGACCCUCCUCUCUUCCUCCUUCAUCUCCCCUUUCCUACCCACCACCACCACCUCCGUCCCCCGCCACCGCGGCGAAGCCUCCUUCACAGUCCGAGCAGCGAGGGGAAAGUUCGAGCGGAAGAAGCCCCACCUCAACAUCGGCACAAUUGGCCAUGUCGACCACGGCAAGACAACCCUCACCGCCGCCCUAACCAUGGCCCUCGCCUCCAUGGGCAACAGCGCGCCCAAGAAGUACGACGAGAUCGACGCCGCACCCGAGGAGAGAGCCCGCGGCAUCACCAUCAACACCGCCACCGUCGAGUACGAGACCGAGAACCGCCACUACGCCCACGUCGACUGCCCCGGCCACGCCGAUUACGUCAAGAACAUGAUCACCGGCGCUGCGCAGAUGGACGGUGCCAUCCUCGUCUGCUCCGGCGCAGACGGGCCCAUGCCCCAGACCAAGGAGCACAUCUUGCUCGCCAAGCAGGUCGGGGUUCCCAACAUGGUGGUGUUCUUGAACAAGCAGGACCAGGUGGACGACGAGGAGCUGCUGCAAUUGGUCGAAUUGGAGGUUCGUGAGCUGUUGUCUUCUUAUGAAUUUCCUGGUGAUGAUAUCCCAAUUAUCUCUGGUUCGGCCCUUUUGGCCUUGGAAGCUUUGAUGGCCAAUCCAGCCAUUAAGCGAGGGGACAACGAAUGGGUUGAUAAAAUCUAUCAGCUGAUGGAUUCUGUGGAUGAGUACAUUCCCAUCCCACAGCGGCAGACUGAACUGCCAUUCUUGCUUGCUGUGGAAGAUGUGUUCUCCAUCACAGGUCGUGGCACUGUGGCCACUGGCAGGGUUGAAAGAGGAACCGUUAAGGUUGGUGAGACAGUUGACCUUGUGGGUUUGAAAGAUACUAGGAAUUUCACUGUUACUGGAGUUGAGAUGUUCCAGAAGAUUUUGGAUGAGGCUCUGGCUGGGGACAAUGUAGGGUUGUUGCUUAGAGGUGUGCAGAAGGCUGAUAUUCAGAGAGGGAUGGUGUUGGCUAAACCGGGCUCCAUUACUCCCCACACUAAAUUUGAAGCCAUUGUCUAUGUCUUGAAAAAGGAAGAAGGAGGGAGGCAUUCCCCGUUUUUUGCAGGUUACAGGCCGCAGUUUUACAUGAGAACCACUGAUGUCACCGGGAAGGUUUCGUCGAUUAUGAACGAUAAGGAUGAGGAGUCGAAGAUGGUUAUGCCCGGCGAUCGAGUGAAGUUGGUGGUGGAGCUCAUUAUGCCCGUUGCUUGUGAACAAGGGAUGAGGUUUGCUAUCAGAGAAGGAGGGAAGACCGUUGGAGCUGGUGUUAUCCAGAAAAUCCUUGAGUAA
Linum tenue is the source of this 3237-nucleotide messenger RNA. Lineage: Eukaryota; Viridiplantae; Streptophyta; Magnoliopsida; Malpighiales; Linaceae. The record is from the annotation of a GenBank genome assembly.